Eremomyces bilateralis CBS 781.70 is the source of this 1149-nucleotide messenger RNA. RefSeq lists its product as uncharacterized. The transcript is spliced from 2 exons. Gene Ontology annotation, molecular function: zinc ion binding. The record is from RefSeq and is a predicted model, not a curated record. Lineage: Eukaryota; Fungi; Ascomycota; Dothideomycetes; Eremomycetales; Eremomycetaceae. The annotation marks the transcript as partial.
CUCGAGUAUGUUUCGCCGGUGGACAGCAAUCUUAUUUGCGCGAUAUGCCAGUGUCCUUUCAACCAGCCCAUGCAACUGGUAUGCGAUCACACCUUCUGCAACGAUUGUCUCAAACAAUGUUUCAAGAAUCAAGAAGGGACAACACGCAUAUGUCCGGCGUGUCGAGGACCGAUUGAAAUCCUGAAUUUUAAAUCGAAGACAAGGAAAUCACCGAGAUAUGUCAUACAAAUGCUGGACGAUUUGUUAGUGAGGUGCCCCAACAGCAAAGCGGGCUGCGAAAGCCAUGUCAAACGAGGCGAAAUCGAAGAUCACGUCGACAAAUACUGUGACUACAGUGUCCUGGAAUGCUCGGAUGACGAGUGUACUCAAGGGAUAUGGAGGAAAUAUUCGGAGCAGGGAUGCUUGCAUUUCAUGACCAUGUGCGAAGAUUGCGGUGAAUCAAUGAUGCAAAAGGACAUCUUUGAACAUCAGGAAAAGACUUGCCUGAAGCGAUUUAUUCGUUGCCAGCAUUGUUCCGAUGAGCUAGCGAAGCCACACCUCAAGCAACAUUUGGCAUCGAUUUGCCCUAUGGUACCUGCACGAUGCACAGGCCAGCCAUUUGGGUGCCCAUUCGAGGGGACUCGCGCCACCGUCAAUGCGCAUGUGAUCUCAUGUGUGAUCGCAACCAUGGCUCCAUAUCUUUCGACCCAGAAAGCUGCGUUCGAAGAACAAGACAAGGCCAACAAAGUGCUGCAAAGGAAGCUGGACCUGUUCGAAGGAGGCUUGACCGCGAUGCAGAACAUCCUCUACUCCGACAACCCGCCGACCGCGGCAUCGUCUGCAUCGCGAGCUGCCGAAACGUCCAUCGAUACCCCUAUGACAGAGACCGGAGCCAUGGCCGUCGACAUUCCCAACCGCCAUUCCCAACAAGGCAUGUCUACCGGCACCCCUCCCUUCGAUACCCCCAUCUCCCACCUCCUCUCCCUCCACGAGUCCCUCCGCGAGGAACUGUCCCGGUUGGAAAACACCAUCGCCGAACUCGACUCGCGCACCACGGUCAUGAUCCUAAACGAGGGCCAGCGCUCGAAAGACGAGAUGACCCACGCGAACGCCGCCAUCAACUCCAUGCGGAUGCAGCUGCAUUGGCUCAUGAGCACGCGGCUGCAACAG